AAAGAUGCAGCUUUACCUUUCAAAGAAACCACUGCCGUCUCCCACAGACAGGAAGAAAUUUGACCAUGACUUUGUCGUGUCCACCUCAUUCCACGGGGUCCACAACAUUGUCCGAACCAGAAGCAAAGUUCGGAAGGUGAUUUGGCUGUCGGUGGUGCUGGGCUCGGUCAUUCUCGUCUCCUGGCAAAUCUACAAAAGCAUCAUCAACUAUUUGAACUGGCCCACCACCACAUCCAUAGAGGUUCAGUUUGUGGAAAAUAUCGAGUUCCCGGCUGUGACGUUUUGUAACUUGAACAGGUUCCAAACCCCCGCAGUUGCCAACCUCAGUAUCAUUUUUUUCAUAUGGAAUGUGGUAUCCAAAGUUCUUCGUCUUUUUGAAGUUGACCAAAACUCUACAUUUUCUAAAGAGAUUGACAAUUUCCUUAAGGGUAAUCAAGAUUUCAGCAUCAAAGAGUUCAUCAAGAGUAAAGGAUUUUAUCUCAACAAGAGCACUUUGCUAGAAUGUGACUUUUUUGGCAAGCCCUGUUCCCCUGAGGAUUUUGAACAUGUCUUCACGGAAUAUGGAAAUUGUUUUACUUUUAAUCAUGACAAUAAUGUAACAGCAAAGAGAAAAGUGAGCGUCUCUGGAAGAGGCCUAAGUUUGCUUUUUGAUGUCAAUCAGGCAGAAUUCACCGAUGACCCAGCUUCUGGUUUUACUGAUGCUGGAAUAACCUUUGUCAUCCAUUCGACUAAGGAACCACCACAGUUUGAUGGUUUAGGUUUGUCGACUCCUGUCGGAAUGCACGGCCGGGUAACUAUCCGUCAGCUGAAGACAAUUAUCCAGGAAUAUCCUUGGGGAGAGUGCAAUCCCAGCAUGAAGCUCCAGAAUUACCAGACUUACAGCACCUAUGGUUGCCUACAGGAGUGCAAAGCUUGGAGGAUAAAGGAGGCAUGUGGCUGUUUGCCAUUUCUCCUUCCAGGAAAUGGGUUAGAGUGUGAUCUACACAAAUUUCACAGCUGCGUUUCCCCUGUACUUGAUAAUAUUGAAUUAAUGGGACUAUGCACAAUGGGAACUCACAAUUCUAGUUGUCCUGUUCCAUGUGAAGAAACAGAUUACCCAGCUUCUGUCUCCUACUCUACUUUUCCAAGUCAAAAUGCCUUGAAAUAUCUUUCCAAGAAGUUGAACAAAACUCAGGAAUACAUCAGGCAGAAUCUUGUACAUAUUGAAAUAAAGUAUAAUGAUCUAAACUACAAGAUGACCCAACAGCAGAAGGCAAUGAGCAUGUCUGAGUUGCUUGCCGACAUCGGAGGUCAGCUUGGCCUCUUCUGUGGAGCCAGCAUGAUCACAGUCAUAGAGAUCCUCGAAUAUCUACUCACCAAUUUCUACUGGAUCUGCAUCUUGUUUCUGUUGAAGAUCCCGGACAUGGUCCAGAGGCCCCGCCCUGCUCAGAAUCAGUUGGGAAACAAGAAGGGGAUCCAGGAAUGUUAAUGGUCAUCUAAGGACCUGAACUCCGGCUGUACAGUGCCGUGGUGCUUUUUAGAGAUGAUUCCUACACCCUUGUCUCAUUUGGUGGGGCAACCAUUUUCAUGUACUCGAAGGCAUUUCAUCCAAUUCGGUUCUAUAAAAUAAAAAUGGAGAAAAGCCAGUGGUGCUUAACUACA
This is a messenger RNA of Tachyglossus aculeatus (Australian echidna), 1641 nucleotides long. RefSeq names its product acid sensing ion channel subunit family member 5 (gene ASIC5). Lineage: Eukaryota; Metazoa; Chordata; Mammalia; Monotremata; Tachyglossidae. Gene Ontology annotation, biological process: sodium ion transmembrane transport. Gene Ontology annotation, cellular component: membrane. The transcript has 9 exons. The record is from RefSeq and is a predicted model, not a curated record. Bases 5 to 1468 code for a protein of 487 amino acids. Gene Ontology annotation, molecular function: ligand-gated sodium channel activity.